ACCCUACCGCCUUGGCCCCCCCGUCUGUCUCAGCCUGUGGCUGCCCUCCGGCCAGCAUGGUGCAGCCGCAGACGUCCAAAGCCGAAAGCCCGGCCUCGGCGGCGUCUUCGGCCGCCCAGAUGGAUGACGUGAUCGACACCCUGACCUCCCUGCGCCUCACCAACUCGGCGCUGAGGCGCGAGGCCUCUACCCUGCGGGCGGAGAAGGCCAACCUCACCAACAUGCUGGAGAGCGUGAUGGCCGAGCUGACCCUGCUACGCACCAGGGCGCGCAUCCCGGGAGCGCUGCAGAUCACCCCGCCCAUCUCUGCGAUUGCCUCGAAUGGGACUCGACCCAUGACCACACCUCCAACCUCUCUGCCUGAGCCCUUUUCCGGAGACCCGGGCCAGUUGGCCGGGUUCCUGAUGCAGAUGGACAGGUUCAUGAUCUUCCAGGCCUCUCGCUUCCCAGGCGAGGCCGAGCGCGUGGCCUUCCUGGUGUCCCGACUGACGGGGGAGGCAGAGAAGUGGGCUAUCCCCCACAUGCAACCUGACAGCCCCUUGCGAAACAACUAUCAGGGGUUCCUGGCCGAGUUGCGGAGAACCUACAAGUCUCCACUCCGGCAUGCACGGCGUGCCCAAAUCAGGAAGACUUCUGCCUCGAACAGGGCCGUCCGAGAGAGGCAGAUGCUUUGUCGCCAGCUGGCAGCCACAGGCACUGGGCCUUGCCCUGUGCACCCAGCUUCAAACGGGACUAGUCCAGCUCCGGCCCUGCCCACCCGAGCUCGGAACCUUUAAGAAUCUGCCACCUCCUUGGUUGCAUCCGCAGCCACCCGGGUAGUGUAGGCUCUUUGCUGUGUAGAAGAAAUGUGCAUACAGCAGCAUCACCCCUGUUGAAGACGUUCCUUCCUGCCUCACCAGACCUGUUCCAUGAGGAGACCUUCCUUCCAUCCCUGCUGGCGCCCUGGUUAUGCACCUGCUGUGCUUCCUGUAUGUGCUGGCUUCAUACCUGCAGCUCACUGCAUGCGCCCCUCCCUCUUGCUUGUACUCCCAACUCUUCCGGUGACUAUAGCCCUGCUAUUUAGGCACACCCACUCCUCAGCACACGCUGGACCGCAUGGGCUGGCCCCUCCCAGCCCUUGGUCCCUGGAUGCUCCUACUCUUGUCCUCUGCAGGCCCCCAUGACCCUCCUCUCCUGGUUGUCCCGUUCUCAACUGCUGAGCUCUGGACAGAAGGACGCUAGUUUGGCUAGGCUGGUGGCUUGGUGGGUGUACCUGGAGAGGGUCUGCUUCCUGCCCACAGAUGACCACCGGCCUGCCAGGGCCCAGUGUAGUAGGCAGGGGCCUCCUCCCUGCUGUGAGUGGCCAGGUGGUCACAGCCAGGUUCAUAGUUCUAGCAUUUCUGGGGCAGCUUCGCUCUGCACGUGCGUCUGCAUCUAGUGCGCCCAUGGCUGUGAUACUGCAGCCAGGGGGAAUCCCUCAGAGAACGCGUCUCUGUCAGCUGCCAGUGUUCUGAUGGCACCCGGAAUUUGGGGAAUCUGGGGAAUCUGGAACUUGCCUGCUAAAUAAAGUCAGGGUGGCCUUCAGACCACCGAGCAGUUCCAUCAGGCUGUCACAGGCAGCAGGUUCAUGCAUGUCCAUGCCUGAGGGCCACAGCGGGCUGAGGGCUGGGCACUAGUGACUGGUGUUCAAUGCAAACACAGCCUAGGAAAGCCUGGCCACCUUCCCUGGUGUUCAUUAGCUGCUGGUGGUCAGUCAUCUCUGCCCCGUGUCAUUGUGGCUGCCCAGCUUGAGACCUGUUCCUGUCUCCAUUCAGAUGCCAUGUGGCCAUCUCUGCAGCCACUCAUGCCGUCUUUAGGUCUCCACAGCGCCAUGUAGCAUGCCCUCCCCAUGCCUGCGGUCAGAUGACCUGCCUUUGUGCAGGAGAAGACAGACUCCCUCUCAUACUUGGAGGCCUAGCUCCUCUGGGGCACAUCCGUAAGCACUUCAGGCAGGGGGUUGUGUGCCUCUGGCAACUCCAGCCAGUUCUCAGUGCCAUUUGUAAGGGCAAAGAGCUGUGGACUUUCGUGGUCUCAGUGUGGUUACAUGCAGAACUGGCACACAUGUCCUAGUUCUGAAAUACCUUGUGCUUCUUCACAGGGGGAUAAAGAAAACCUGAACUUGGCCCAACCCUUUGGACUG
This is a messenger RNA of Carlito syrichta (Philippine tarsier), 2158 nucleotides long. It is a transcript of the gene RTL6, whose product is annotated as retrotransposon Gag like 6. The transcript has a single exon. NCBI's taxonomy places the organism in Eukaryota, Metazoa, Chordata, Mammalia, Primates, Tarsiidae. The record is from RefSeq and is a predicted model, not a curated record. The coding region runs from base 57 to 776 and encodes 239 amino acids.